AAGCAUCAACUCAGAAUCAAUAUUUCAAACAAAGUACUCAGUCCAAAACAAAUCUAAAUUUUAAAAAAUGGCUUUUUUUCUGUGCUUCAUCUUCCUAUUCUUCUCAUCUGCUUCUGCUGCUUGUAACCAAUGUGUCUUAGCAAAAGCUGCUUUCUUUGCUAGCACCGAAGGUCUUUCAGGUGGAGCUUGUGGGUAUGGUGCUUUAUAUGGUGGACAUGUUGCAGCUGCUCUUCCUUCACUAUACAAGAAUGGUGAAGGUUGUGGUGCUUGCUAUCGGAUAAGAUGCAAGAAGAGAGAACUUUGCAGUAGAAAAGGGACAACAAUAGUUGUAACUGAUAUCCACAAUGAUAAGAGCAACACCACUGAUUUUGUGUUAAGUAUCAGAGCGUUUAGAGCCAUGGCCUUACUUGACAGGGACAAACAACUAUUACAACAUGGAAUUGCUGAUAUCGAAUAUAAGAGGGUGCCUUGUAAUUACCAUGGUAAAAACUUGUCUCUCCGGGUAGAAGAGUUCAGUAAACCUCCCAACUAUUUGGCAAUCAAAGUCCUCUACCAAGGUGGUCAAACCAGUAUCUUAGGAGGUGAUGUGGCUUCGGUUGAUCAACCAAGUUCUUGGGUUUCGUUGACCCGAAAUUAUGGGGCAGUUUGGGACACAAACAAUGCCCCAACCGGGAAGCUGAUGUUCAGGUUUAUGAUUGGCUCAGGCUUCGAUACUCGCUACUUCCAAGCCAAUGAAGUUCUUCCCGCAAACUGGAAGCUUGGUGUUAUAUAUAACUCUACUGAGCAAAUCAGUGAUGUUGCUUUAGAUGGUUGCACUCCUUGUAAACCCUGGAAAUAAACCAAGCUGGUUUGAUCGCCUCAAAUUGGUUCCAUUAAAAAUGUGUUGCUGAUGAGUAAUGAAAUGUCUUAGAUUUUGAAAUGAAGUUAUCUUUACUAGACAAUGAAUUGUAGUACAUAUAUCUAGAGGCUAAUCAGCCUUAAAAAAAAUGAGUAAUUGCCUUUAGUUGCAAUUGAGGAUGUCUAUAAUUAAAGGUUAUCCAAGUUCUAGGUCAAGUCAUGCAUAGUUGUAUUAGAUAUUCCGUCCAUUCGACAGUUGAUCAAUGGUCAUUAAUGAAGGAAUCCUUUCAAAAUUAUCAUA
Molecule: messenger RNA, 1138 nt
Organism: Beta vulgaris subsp. vulgaris (sugar beet)
Lineage: Eukaryota; Viridiplantae; Streptophyta; Magnoliopsida; Caryophyllales; Amaranthaceae
Product: expansin-like A1
Exons: 5
Coding region: 68-838 (256 amino acids)
Cellular component (GO): plant-type cell wall; extracellular region; plasmodesma
Source: RefSeq, a predicted model, not a curated record